AUCAUCAUCAUCAUCAUCAUUAAGAGAGCAAGAGGAGGACAUGAUCAAGGCACUUCCAGGGCAACCGCAAGUAGGAUUCUCACAGUUUUCGGGUUAUGUGACUGUGAACGAGUCACAUGGUCGAUCACUUUUCUACUGGCUUACAGAGUCCCCUUCUUCUUCUCACACCAAACCACUUCUUCUUUGGCUCAAUGGAGUUUUUAAACCAACAAAACCUACCCUGAGUUUCAUAUUAUGUAAUCGACCGGGUUGCUCAUCGAUUGGUUAUGGAGCUUCGGAGGAAAUUGGACCGUUUCGGAUCAAUAAAACCGGUUCUAAUCUCUAUCUCAACAAGUUUACGUGGAACACAGAAGCGAAUAUUUUGUUUCUUGAAUCGCCGGCUGGAGUUGGAUUUUCGUACACUAACACAAGCUCUGAUCUUAAAGAUUCUGGGGACGAACGGACUGCUCAGGAAAAUUUGAUAUUUCUAAUUAAAUGGAUGUCGAGAUUUCCUCAGUACCAAUAUAGAGAUUUCUACAUUGUUGGUGAAAGCUACGCUGGUCAUUAUGUUCCUCAGCUUGCCAAAAAGAUCCAUCUCUACAACAAAGCUUUCAACAAUACACCCAUCAUUAACCUCAAAGGAUUCAUGGUAAAACUACGGUUCUAUUUAUCACAUUUCCGAAACCUUAAUCCCUCCUUAAUGCAUAUAUAUUCUUUUGCACAGGUGGGAAAUGGAGAUAUGGACAAGCAUUACGACAGAUUAGGAGCCGCCAUGUAUGCGUGGUCACACGCAAUGAUCUCUGACAAAACUUACAAGUCUAUCCUCAAACACUGCAGCUUCACUGCGGAUAAAACCUCGGACAAGUGCAAUUGGGCACUCUACUUCGCCUACAGAGAGUUUGGCAAAGUCAAUGGGUACAGCAUCUACUCACCCUCAUGUGUACAUCAAACCAACCAGACCAAGUUCCUGCAUGGACGGCUUUUGGUAGAGGAAUACGAGUACGACCCUUGUACCGAAAGCUACGCUGAGAUAUAUUACAACCGUCCUGAUGUGCAACGAGCUAUGCACGCUAAUCUUACCUCCAUUCCUUAUAAGUGGACAUUGUGCAAUAUGGUUGUGAAUAACAACUGGAAAGAUUCCGAGUUUUCAAUGUUGCCGAUAUACAAGGAACUCACUGCCGCUGGUUUGAGGAUCUGGGUCUUUAGUGGCGAUACAGACGCAGUGGUUCCAGUGACUGGGACUCGACUUGCCCUCAGUAAACUCAAUCUUCCGGUGAAAACUCCCUGGUACCCUUGGUACUCCGAAAAGCAGGUGGGAGGAUGGACAGAGGUAUAUGAGGGGCUUACCUUUGCGACGAUAAGAGGGGCGGGCCACGAAGUGCCGGUGUUGCAACCCGAGCGUGCUCUCACUCUUUUAAGAUCGUUCUUGGCCGGCAAAGAGCUUCCAAGAUCUUAUUAGUCACACACAUAAGAUAGAAGGCUCCCUCCAAAACCCGAGUUAACUCGGUGUUUUCUUUUGAAAUUUUUAUGUUUCAAAUCAACUUGAUUUCAUAAGACACUAAAAGCAUUCUUGUAUUCGAAGAAGAUAUAUGUUGAUACUAGAACAAUUGUGUUGAUACCUUGGGAAUAAAAUUGCAGAAAACCAAAAGUUUCAAA
Molecule: messenger RNA, 1635 nt
Organism: Arabidopsis thaliana (thale cress)
Lineage: Eukaryota; Viridiplantae; Streptophyta; Magnoliopsida; Brassicales; Brassicaceae
Gene: scpl23
Product: serine carboxypeptidase-like 23
Exons: 8
Coding region: 41-1438 (465 amino acids)
Biological process (GO): proteolysis
Cellular component (GO): extracellular region
Molecular function (GO): serine-type carboxypeptidase activity
Source: RefSeq, marked reviewed